AUCGGCGCUAUGGGUUUUAACAGGGAGUUUGUAAUCAGCGGGACUGCGUUGAGUCCGGUCGUGCAUCACUCGUAGACAAAAUGGGGAGGCUGACUUUUUAUGUCCUUUGGUCCCUACGCGACGCCCCCCGUCAGUUUAUCAGCAAAUCCAACCGAAGGUGCUUUCAAGUUCACAUCCCACUGCCUCUGCCUAAACAGCUGCUUAUCUUUGGCCUCGGAGAAUGGAAAUGCAGUGAGAGCACAAUCUCAGUCGAGGUGCUGGUCAGUGAAGAGGUAAAGGCCCAGAAAAUUGGGACUUUGUCAUCUCAAACGAGGUGCCUUAUCUGGGAGGGUGAUUGGGCUCCUGACAUUGUCACAGAGGCGGCAGAGAAAGGAAGGAGGGGAGUUUAUGGCAAGAUUGUGCUGACAGUGUGUGGACAGCCAAAGGAUAAAACCAGUUUCAUCAGCAGCACUCCACUAGUGCAAAGGAAACGUCUGUUCCCAGAGCAGCAUAGCACCGCCACCGAUCUCUCCCAUCUCUCCCACACAUUACACCAGAGCACUGGAAGUGAGAAGAUAACUCCAAAUUCCUCCCACUUUGGAGAUAGUGUUUGUUAUGCUGAGCUCCACGCUGAUAAGACUGAAACCCAUGACUCCACUUUGGGAAAUAAACACCCUGUUUGGCCUACGGAGAAGACACCCAAGCGGACAAUUAUUGGUAAGAGAGGCCACCUCACAUGGAGUUCAGAGGACAUGGAUAAUCUCACUGAGGAGCUGGAGAAACCUUUAAGCCCCAAGAAAGUGAAGCUGUCAAGGAUGAACAGCCGGGAGGAAAAGAUCGCACAGAUAAACAGCGAAUGCAGAGCAGUGUGUCCAUCAAAGCGAUGGAGCCAUGCUUUAUGUCUGAGUGACCCUGAUACAGCCAUUCUGAUUGGAGGGGAAACAUCUGAUCAAAAUUACUGCAAGGACUCUGCCUGGAAGCUUGAAAUAGACAAUGACUUCUGGUUCCCCAUGACCUCCUCCACCUCGGAACCCAUACCACCUUGUGCCUGCGGCCACUCUGCAACCUACGACCCCGAUUCGAAGGCAGUGUUUGUAUACGGUGGCCUGAGGGAGGGUCAGCGCUACAAUGAGCUGUACAUUCUUGACACCCUGGCCUGGAAGUGGAGGCUUGUCACUGCAAAAGGAAAUGUUCCAAAUUUGGCAUAUCACUCGGCAGUCGUUUAUAAGAAAGAGCUUUACAUCUUUGGCGGAGUUCAGCCGAGCCGCUCUCCUGUGGAUCAAACCUGCAGUAAUGCUCUGUACAUCUUCAACCCAGAGUUUGAACUCUGGUACCAGCCCAUUGUGGAGGGCGAGAAACCCCUGUCUAGGUUUGGGCAUUCAGCCACACUGCUCUCAGACAAGUUACUAAUAUUUGGUGGCCGGAAAACUGCAACAUAUCUGAAUGACCUGCACAUGCUAGAUCUGGGAUUUAUGGAGUACACAGCUGUGAAAUGUGAUAACAUGCCACCGCUGCCUCGGGGGUUCCAUGCAGCGCUCCCAGUCUCAGAAAACAGGAUGUUAAUAAGUGGGGGCUGCAGUGCAGUUGGAGCCCUGCAGGAUGUGCAUAUCUUUAAUGUUGACACUAACAUGUGGAGUUCAUUGGUGUGUCCUCUGCUUUGCUCCAAGCCUCGUGCUGGACACAGCAUAAUAAAUUUGGAUUAUUCCAGCCUUGCAAAUAUUCAGAGUCAAAAGCAGGGAAAACAUGGGAAUAUCCAGUGCACACUCCUGGUGUUUGGUGGAUCAGACUGCUCUGGUACUUUCUACAACGACACAAUCAAGUGCAAAGUUGAGAUCCCUGGUGACAAGUGAUGGGCAAGACUGAAAGAAGAAUCUAGGAUGGAUUUAUCUGGAAUGAAAACAGGAUGGGACACUUCGUUUUCCCUAAAUUGAUGCCCCUCAGCGAAAGGUGCUGUAAGCCAGUCUGAUAAUGACAUAAAAAAUGCUGCACUCUCAAAGAGUAUUUGUUAGUCUGUAAUAGUAAUUCUUUGUCUUAAAUGAUUAUUUUCUAACUAUGCACUGUGACAUUUUGUGUCCUGGUUUCUGCAGAUUAGUUUUAAUUGGCCCUAAUGGGAAUUUAACCCAGUAACAAUGUAAUUGGGAUUUAAAUUACUUGUAAAUGGAGAGCCAAAUUAAUUUGACUUGAUGGUUGUUUACGUUUCCCCCUUUUUAAAAAUAAUUUCUGAUACCAUCCCUACUUCCUCCACAUACAUCCUGCAAACAGUGGUUUGAGGGGUUUCGCACUUGCACUAUAAAUUGCUCAUUCACCAUGCUUUGUAGACUGUUUAUGUCCUUAACCUUUUCCACACAGAUCACAGUGUGAAGAGACAUUCAGCUGUUUUGACACAUGUAUGUGGGGGAAGUCCUGGAUUGGGUAAAAUGAAUAGUCAACUCCAAUAAAUGUUUUAACUCAAAUAAUUCCCUGUUAUUUAAAGCAACCGCAAUCAAUCUGGAUUAGUAUUGAAGUGUUUUAUUAAGCAAUAUACAGAGUGGCAUUCCUGUCUCUCAGAUGUUGGUAAUCCAUUAUUUUAUGCACGCAGAUCAGCAGGUGUGUCGGGCUGACACGAUGGGUGGCUCACUUUGAAAGCCUCAAUCUCGAUUAAGGUCUGGUUCAGCCUUUUGAUUGUUGGAUAUUUCCCGACAUCCACUUUGAACCUGUUGGGGAUUUAAACUUCAGAGUCAUGCUUUGUGUAGAGAAGCCGUGUGUUUUUAAGGUUAUGAGUGUCUGUUUAAAGUGAGUCCUAUGUCAUUCUUUCUUGGAGAAAAAUUAACAUAUAUUAUCUAUCUAAAUAAUGAGGAAAUGCAGAUAUGUAAUGAGUAAAUAACUUUAAUCAAGCACAGAAUGUCAUAGGAUUCUUGAUAAAGUAUUUUGCAUUGUGUUUCAGUGUAUUUCUUUUUAAUAGAAAGUAAUAGUAUUUGAGGAUUGAUGUUUUCAUUGACUUACUACAUACCUCUCUGCAUUGUAUACUUGUGGGACCAGACAGAUGUCUGCCAUGGAGAUCUAAGACAAUAAGCACUUGAUUAUUAGAUGAAAAGCCUUGAAUCUCUGUUACUAUGCCCUAUAAUAUCACAAAUGUCCUCUUACCUCAUCCCCAACACAGUAUUUCCCUGCUGUUUCUUUCAGAAUGGGCUCUAGAGCUGAAAAUGUUCAAAAGGUUGAUGUGAUUAAUCCUGUUCGGGGUGACUGGUGAGGAACUGUUAGAAUAAUUCUGGAUGUUAAGUUGUAAAGAUAGGCCUCCACCAACCUUGAAAACCACGUUCAAUGAAAUGCUGUGCCCACUGCACCUUCUCUGCUCCUAUCUUCUGGAUCACAUACAAAUUCUGAAACAAUACAGUAUGAAUGAGUAAGAUAGCAAUGUUGUAAUUUUAGGUAACUGUAUUAUUUGACCAUGUUGUGACCUUUUGGAAAUAAACUACCACUGUUUCUGUG
Myripristis murdjan (pinecone soldierfish) is the source of this 3447-nucleotide messenger RNA. RefSeq names its product nitrile-specifier protein 5. The coding region runs from base 81 to 1829 and encodes 582 amino acids. The transcript is spliced from 13 exons. Gene Ontology annotation, molecular function: protein binding. The record is from RefSeq and is a predicted model, not a curated record. Lineage: Eukaryota; Metazoa; Chordata; Actinopteri; Holocentriformes; Holocentridae.